AUGGACUUUUUUCGCCUUGCCGACAAGUCUCUGCCCAGUUUGCAGGAAGAGUGGCGACGAAGCGACGCGAACUUCAACAAAGCGGUAAAUGCCGCGCCGGGCAUCCGAGUGAUUCGUCAGGAUCCGGUCGAAUGUCUGUUUUCUUUCAUCUGCUCGUCGAACAAUAACAUUGCUAGAAUAAGCGGUAUGGUUGCCCGUAUGUGCGAACGUUUCGGCGAGGAGGUAGAAGUGAGCGGAGUCGCGGUUGAGGACAGGAACGAGCGCGCAAAGUUUUAUGACUUUCCAACCGUCGACAGAUUGGCUCAACAGGACGUAGCCGACAUCCUGACGCAACUGGGUUUCGGCUACCGAGCGAAGUUUGUCGCCGAAACGGCGAAGCUCAUCGCAAACGAACGUGGCGGCCAGCAAUGGUUGUUUUCGCUUCGGUUGUACCCGUACGACGUGGCUCGUCAACAGCUGUUUCAGCUACCCGGUGUUGGCUGGAAGGUGGCCGACUGCGUCUGCUUGAUCGGCUUGGAUAAGGCUGAAGCAGUGCCGGUCGACGUACACGUUUGGAAGAUCACCGUCGAGAAGUACAUGCCCGCAUUGAAGACUGUAAAGCAUCUCUCGCAAAGCGUCUAUUCUUCGAUAAUGUUUUUAGGCGCAUUCUACCGCGAUAAGUUUGGACCGUACGCCGGCUGGGCCCAUGCUGUUCUUUUUACCGCUGACCUUUCUGAACCGCUGCGAGCUAGAGAGAAACGAAAGCCCGUAAUGGACAAGGCGCCGUUGUCCCUUGUGACGAAAAACGUUGCUAAGAAGACAAAGACACAUCACUACGCUUAA
Soboliphyme baturini is the source of this 822-nucleotide messenger RNA. Lineage: Eukaryota; Metazoa; Nematoda; Enoplea; Dioctophymatida; Soboliphymatidae. The record is from the annotation of a GenBank genome assembly.